AUGGCCCCUAGUCAAAGAGAUGGUGAUAAUGAAGCCGCCUAUGGUUUCGUAUACGGAGUCUCCGGACCUGGUUAGUUUUUAUCUAGAAAAACCUUCAAUAACUGGAAAAUUUCCAGUCGUAACUGCUGAAAAAAUGGCCGGAUCUGCUAUGUACGAGUUGGUUCGUGUCGGUCAUCAAGAACUUGUCGGAGAAAUUAUUCGUCUUGAAGGAGAUUUCGCCACCAUUCAAGUAUACGAAGAGACAUGUAAGCAAUGAUUUCGGCGCGUUUUUACACAUAAAAAACUUCUAAAUUUUCCAGCCGCUGUCACCAUUGGAGAUCCAGUACUCAGAACUGGAAAACCACUUUCAGUUGAAUUGGGACCAGGUAUCAUGGGUUCAAUUUUCGACGGAAUUCAACGUCCAUUGAAAGACAUUGCUGAUAUGACUCAAUCUAUCUACAUUCCAAAAGGUUUGUGAGGAAAAUCGGCCUAUAUAGAAAAACUAGAGUUAUGUAAAAUUCUAGGAGUCAACACCAAAGCUCUUUCCCGCGAAGCUCGUUGGGACUACAAAGUGUCGAAAGAACUCAGAGUCGGAGCUCACGUUACUGGAGGAGAUGAGCUCGGAACUGUUGAUGAGAACUUGCUCAUCAAACACAAGAUCUUGCUUCCACCAAAUGCUUGCGGAACAGUCACAUUUGUUGCUCCAUCAGGACAAUACACCGUUGAAGAUGUUCUUCUUGAAGUUGAAUUCGCUGGACAAAAACAAAAGUUCACCAUGCUCCAAGUUUGGCCAGUUCGUUCUCCACGUCCAUGCGCUGAAAAGGUUGGUUUCUCCUUAAAAUAACCUUUAAGAAUCUCCUUAACUCUAAUAUUGCAGCUCGCCGCCAACAACCCGCUUCUUUGCGGUCAACGUGUUUUGGACGCUUUGUUCCCAUGUGUCCAAGGAGGAACCACCGCUAUUCCAGGAGCUUUCGGAUGUGGAAAAACUGUCAUCUCUCAAUCACUCUCCAAAUACUCCAACUCUGACGCUAUCAUCUACGUAGGAUGCGGUGAACGUGGAAACGAAAUGUCUGAAGUACUUCGUGAUUUCCCAGAACUCACCAUGGAAGUCGAAGGUGUCACCACAUCCAUCAUGAAGCGUACCGCUUUGGUCGCCAACACUUCAAACAUGCCUGUCGCCGCUCGUGAAGCUUCCAUCUACACCGGUAUCACACUUGCCGAAUAUUUCCGUGAUAUGGGUCUCAAUGUGGCUAUGAUGGCUGAUUCCACUUCUCGAUGGGCCGAAGCUCUUCGUGAGAUUUCGGGACGUCUCGGAGAAAUGCCAGCCGAUUCCGGUUAUCCAGCCUACCUUGCCGCUCGUCUCGCCUCCUUCUACGAACGUGCCGGUAAAGUCAAGUGUCUCGGAAACCCAGAACGUGAAGGAUCCGUCACCAUUGUCGGAGCGUAAGUUGUUCAUUUUUAAGCCCUGAAGCCUCUGAUCAAUAAUUUUGCAGCGUCUCACCACCAGGAGGAGAUUUCGCCGAUCCAGUCACAUCCGCCACCCUUGGUAUUGUCCAAGUGUUCUGGGGAUUGGACAAAAAACUUGCGCAAAGAAAACAUUUCCCAUCCAUCAACUGGCUUAUUUCAUACAGGUAA
Messenger RNA from Caenorhabditis angaria, 1614 nucleotides. The record is from the annotation of a GenBank genome assembly. NCBI's taxonomy places the organism in Eukaryota, Metazoa, Nematoda, Chromadorea, Rhabditida, Rhabditidae.